AUGGAAAUUAAUAUUAAUGUGGGGACAUAUGAUGGCAAACUUUUAGGUUUCUCUUUAGAUGAUUAAUUUUCAUCGAAUAAUACUCUCUACUCAUUUCCAGCCUCCACAUCUUUAAUCAAAACAACCUAUCAGAAUGGACGCUAUUUGUUCAUCGGAGGUUCUGAGGAGUUGAUCAAGGUGUAUGAUGUCAGAAGGAGAGUUGAAGUCACCUUAUUAGAGCAGCAUAAUGGAACGAUAACUUAGAUUGCAGGCCACACUAAUUUUCUAUUCACAGCGGCUGAAGAUGGAAAAGUAAAUUUAUGGAGAAAUAAAUAAUGGGCUAUACUUAAUACAUUCCAAUGUGGAAGUCCUGUUAUAUGCAUAGCUAUUCAUGAAUCAGGAAAGAUCUUAGCUUGUGCAACCAAAGAUCAGAAAUUGCAUCUCUAUAAUUUGAUGAAUUUAAAAAGAAUUGCAUUGAAGAAAUUUCAUUUUAAUAUUGAUAAGAUUCAUUUCAUUUCAAAGGAAGAAGAAAUCCAAUAUUUAUUAUUUCAAUCAGACAGAAAAUGCUAUAUAGUUGAUUGUGAGACCAAUAAGGUAGCCCACACUAUAGAUUUUACAGCCUAGAUAACGGAUUCAAUUUUAAAUCAGGACUCACUCAUUCUUUCAGAUGCAAAUGGAAUGGUGUAUAUGAUAAAAUUGACAGUCGACACUUAAUUAUAAAGCAAGAUCAUAGUUAAAUUUAUGGCUCAUUAGAAAAGAAUCAAGUAGUUGUAAUUGUUUGAUUUGAACGAUUAAACAUAUUUGGCAUCUAUUUCAUCUGAUGGCGACAUCAAAAUUUGGGAUUGCUUAUUAUAUGCCAAUGAAUAAUUUGAUGAUAUUGAUCUCAAGAAUAAAUUAAAACCCAUUUAUGUCAUUAGAACAAAUUAGAGAUUGACGUGCUUUUGUGUAAGUGUAGUGUAGAGGAGACAAGCAGAUCAAGAAUAAGAAUAGACUUAAGUUGAGAAACCUAAUAGAGUUCCUAUUGCCAAAUAGAUCAAAAAGUAGUUGGUUAAUAGGAAACCUAAGCAAUUUAAUUAGAAUGCGAGAGUGUAAAAUGUUUAAAAAAAGAUUUAAAAGAAAAAGCCCCAGUAUUAAGUUAUAAAAAUGAACCCUAUAUUAUAAAGUGUUUUGAAUUCUCCUUAAUACUCUCGAACAAUUCCAAAAAAAGAAUAUCAAUUUGCAAACAUCUACAGAGUACCCACAAAAUACAAGGCUACUUCAUGGAAACCCUAUUCAGCAAGAGAUAAAUCAGAAGACAAUUUGAUUGAAUAACUGAGACCUAAAAUUAGAAUUAGGCUACCAUCAUUGUAACAUUAAGAUUCAAGUGGGUCUCAUUAAUAAACUUUCUCAAAGGAAUCAGAAAAAGAGAAGAAAAUAGAAAUUACAACUAAAGUCAUGUAUUACUUAAGCAGAAUGACAGGACCUGAGAAUGCUUCAAAGUCAAAGAAGUACAGAGAAAAAGAGAUCUAAUCUCGAUUAAUGCCAGGAGUGAAUUCGUAUGAUGGACUUUACGAUGAAAUGUACGAAGAUGAUGAUAUUUGAUACUCAAACUAAUAAUUUAUAUAAAUAA
Paramecium tetraurelia is the source of this 1588-nucleotide messenger RNA. RefSeq lists its product as uncharacterized. The record is from RefSeq and is a predicted model, not a curated record. Lineage: Eukaryota; Ciliophora; Oligohymenophorea; Peniculida; Parameciidae. Gene Ontology annotation, molecular function: protein binding. The transcript has 5 exons.